Amphimedon queenslandica is the source of this 727-nucleotide messenger RNA. Its product is annotated as trafficking protein particle complex subunit 5-like. The record is from RefSeq and is a predicted model, not a curated record. The coding region runs from base 89 to 673 and encodes 194 amino acids. The transcript is spliced from 6 exons. Gene Ontology annotation, cellular component: TRAPPII protein complex; TRAPPI protein complex; TRAPPIII protein complex. NCBI's taxonomy places the organism in Eukaryota, Metazoa, Porifera, Demospongiae, Haplosclerida, Niphatidae. Gene Ontology annotation, biological process: endoplasmic reticulum to Golgi vesicle-mediated transport.
UCUUAGUUAUGAUAGGUUGUUUUCAUAAGGUUGCAUUCCUUCUUGAUGACGUCACUCUCCAUAAUUUUUAACCCUUUAGUAUUUCAAGAUGGCGGCCGUUAGGAGGCAGAAAGCAAAUGAGACAGUUUUCGACAAAUCCUUACCAUCAAAGUCCAAACCAGAAGUUAAUAUCAGUACUUUUGCCUUCUUGUUCUCUGAAGUGGUUCAGUACAACCAGCAGAGGGUUACCUCAUUAGCCCAGCUUCAUGAAAAAUUGGCUGAUUUAGGACGUCAUGUUGGUUUCAGGAUGAUUGAUUUGUUGUGUGUGAGGGACAGAGCUCCGAAAAGAGAAACGAGAAUCGUCAACAUUUUGUGGUUCAUACAGAAGACAGUCUGGAAGACUUUGUUUGGUAAAGAAGCUGAUCGGCUUGAGCAGGCUACAGCAACUGAAGCAACUUAUUAUUUAUUUGAAGAUGAGCCGCUAGUUAAUAAAUUUGUUUCAGUACCAAAGGAGCAGAGCAGCUUCAAUUGUGCUGCCUUUAUGGCUGGGACUGUGGAAGCAUUUCUUUGUGGAGUACAAUUUCCUUGUAGAGUGAAGGCUUUCUUAGUUAAGGAACAGACUACGACAGCUUUUGAAAUAACUUUUGAAGACUCAGUCAUAGAGAGAGAUAAGAGAUUGGAGGCGAACAAAUAAGAAUAGCUUAAACCACAACAUUUAUUAAUUAUUAUUAAUAUUGUUUUUAUGUUU